AUGAAUGCUGAUUUGAAGCGCGAGCGGGAACAGGCCAGCUUUGAUGUGCUGAAGAUAACCCACAUGUUUGAUGGUGGCAAGGCUGCCACUGAUCGCCGACGAUAUCUAGAGAGAGUGAUUGAACGAGAUCCAACUGAUAUCUUUUCGAACGAUGACAACCAUUAUCUUCAUAGAACGGAGCGUCACGUUCGAGCCACAGCAAAGCAUGUCCGUCUAGUGGAGAUUUGUCGAAAGCUUGGUAUUGGAAAAGAGUGCGGCGGUGAACUUUGCGAGAGCGAUGACUUUUAUUUCUUGCUGGACGCUGUUGCUGAUGAUUUGCCGACGGCUCUGCACUGGGUCAUGUUCCUACCAAAUAUCAAGACGUUGUGUGAUGACGAGCAACAAGCCAAGUGGUUGCCUCUGUGCCGGGAUUGGAAAGUGAUUGGCUGCUACGCACAAACCGAACUUGGACAUGGAUCGAAUGUAAGAGCACUGGAAACUACUGCUACCUUUGUUCCUGAAUCAAAGGGAGGCAAAAAAGGUGGAAGCUUCGUCAUUCAUUCCCCCAGCAUGACUGCUGCAAAAUUCUGGCCUGGUACGCUUGGAAGAACUGCGAAUCAUGCGAUGGUCAUUGCUCGGUUAAUUGAUGGAGAAGGCGUAGACCGUGGCAUUCACAAUUUCAUCGUUCCAUUGCGUUCCAUGGAAGACCAUAGUCUUCUGCCCGGAGUUAAAACUGGUGACAUCGGUCCCAAAAUUGGCUACAACAAUAUGGACAACGGAUUCGCCUACUUCGACAAUGUAGAAAUUCCUCGUCGCAACAUGGCCAUGCGAUUUGCUGAAGUGGACGAGAACGGAAAGUACUCCAAGAAACAUGUUUCCGCUGCUGCUUCGAAGGUUGCCUACAUCACUAUGAUGCAAGUGCGUGCAAUGAUCGUAAUGGGAUCCUCCAAGGCAUUGGCAAUGGCCACAACCAUCAACAUUCGAUACUCGGCUGUUCGAAAGCAAGGCUACAAUGAAGAUGGCAAGACAGAAGUUCAAGUUCUGGACUACAAACAGCAGCAGCACCGUAUUUUUCCUCUUCUUGCGGCAUCCUACUGCUUUUUCUUUUCGGGAAGAAAGCUAUGGGACAACCUCAAGAAAAUUGAACAUAAACUGAUCUCCAAAAAGCCCGUUACCAAGGUGCAAGUUGCUGAUAUUCAUGCCACGUCAUCGGCAUUAAAGUCUUUUAAUACGAUGGUUGCAGCUGAUGGUAUUGAAGAAUGCCGCAAGGCUUGCGGUGGUCACGGCUUUCUUGCUAGUUCAGGACUGCCAGAACUAAUGUGUAGCUACUUACAAAGCCCUACAGUCGAGGGAGACAAUCACAUGCUCCCACAACAGGUAGUUAAGGUACUAUUGAAGCUAGUACAAGCAGUCCAGAGUGGUGAGGGGGUUGAUGCAUACACAACUUGCGACUCUUAUAGUCUUGUUCCUUCGCUGAAAGCUCUAUUUAGUGGACAGCGAGAGAAGUGUCUCGCUGUAAACAAGACAGAUAUGAAGGACUUACCAACAUUGCUCUUGGCGUUCCGACAUCGUGCUGCCAUGCUUCUCAUAAACGUGGCGAAGCAACUCAAUGACGAUGUCAUGAAUGGAAAAAGUAUGCAGGAAGCCUGGAACUAUGCUUUGGUGGCCAUGGCCAAAUCAUCCAAGGCUUAUUCUUUAUUUUUGCUCUUGCGAAAUUUCAUGGAAGGAAUUAUGGAAGAACAGCGCAGCAAACUUCUUGGGCGGGCCGAGGUCAGCGUACUUGGCGACUUGGCCCGUAUGUUUGCAUUGUACUGGAUGGAAAAGGACAUCGGCGACUUCAUUCAUGAUGGCUACCUCACGGCCAAACAAGCUAGCUGGGUAGCACCAAAUGUAUUGGAAUUCCUAGAUGCUAUCCGUCCAAAUGCUGUAGCUCUAGCAGAUGCCAGAGAUCUAUCUGACUUUCGUUUGAAAAGUGCGCUUGGACGCUAUGACGGGAAUGUUUACCCACACAUUCUUGAAGCGGCAUACAAGGAUCCACUGAACUCGGUGGACCCAGGCCCUGCAUAUGAUCCAGAGCUGAAGCGCUUGAUUACGGGAGGAGUUGGAGUCUACAGUGGCACAGCGUCAAGACUGUGA
Cylindrotheca closterium is the source of this 2115-nucleotide messenger RNA. The record is from the annotation of a GenBank genome assembly. NCBI's taxonomy places the organism in Eukaryota, Bacillariophyta, Bacillariophyceae, Bacillariales, Bacillariaceae.